CAGUUGAAGUUGUAGAAGAAGAAGACGGGGCGGUCUUGUUUUUGUCAGCUGCCACACGCAGCUCUUCUGCUGUGAAGAUGCGCAUCGAAAAGUGCUACUUCUGCUCGGGACCAGUGUACCCCGGACACGGGGUGAUGUUCGUACGGAACGACUGUAAGACAUUCAGGUUCUGCAAAUCAAAAUGCCACAAGAACUUCAAGAAGAAGCGAAACCCAAGAAAAACCAGAUGGACCAAGGCAUUCAGAAAGGCAUCAGGAAAGGAGCUGACAGUGGAUAACGCAUUGGAGUUUGAGAAACGCAGAAAUAUCCCUGUUAAAUACAACAGGCAGCUGUGGGACAAGACAGUUGAAGCAAUGAAGAGGGUGGAGGAAAUCAAACUGAAACGACAGGCAAGAUUUAUCAUGAACAGAUUAAAGAAGGGCAAAGAGUUGGAGAAAGAAGAGGCCAUCAACGAAGUGAAGAAAAACAUUCAUCUUAUCAAGGCGCCACAUGCAGGGAAGGCCAAACAAAUGGAAGACAAAAUGGUGCAGAAGUUACAAGAAGAUGUGGAAAUGGGGGAUGAAGAUAAUUAAUGUCAUCCCCGAGGGGUUCAAUUUGUAUCAUAAAACUCAAGUCCAAGUUGGCCUCGUAUUAUAUUGUUCUUGUGUUUGGAAUUAAAAUUUCCAAAUGACAGACGAUGGACACAGUGAUGCAUUCAGCUCAAAAUGCCUGUGAAAGGACUGGAUGCAUUAACAGAGGCCUUCCUUCAAAGCCGCAGCAAUUUAAAUGCAUUUCUCCCUCCCCACCCUUUUUUUUUUUUUUUAAAAUUACUAUUACUGUGUGGUAGUUGGGACUGUAAAGCAUUUAUCCUGUUGCAAAGUAUAAUGUAUUACAAUAAUGCAGAACUUGUUAAGAGGUAAUAAAGACUCUUUUGGGAAUUAA
Molecule: messenger RNA, 921 nt
Organism: Stegastes partitus (bicolor damselfish)
Lineage: Eukaryota; Metazoa; Chordata; Actinopteri; Pomacentridae
Gene: rsl24d1
Product: ribosomal L24 domain containing 1
Exons: 6
Coding region: 78-572 (164 amino acids)
Biological process (GO): ribosomal large subunit biogenesis
Cellular component (GO): nucleolus
Molecular function (GO): structural constituent of ribosome
Source: RefSeq, a predicted model, not a curated record